Messenger RNA from Ilyonectria robusta, 862 nucleotides. RefSeq lists its product as uncharacterized. The transcript has a single exon. The record is from RefSeq and is a predicted model, not a curated record. The coding region runs from base 55 to 660 and encodes 201 amino acids. NCBI's taxonomy places the organism in Eukaryota, Fungi, Ascomycota, Sordariomycetes, Hypocreales, Nectriaceae.
UCACAUCCGUUUUCUCCUCGUCCCCAGUACUCUUUCUAAACCGCAACCAUCACAAUGUUUGGGCGUCGACGCAGACCCAUUCUCGGCGCCGCCGUGGUCGUCGGCGCAUCCAGGGCAGCCGCCAAACACGAAGUACGGAAGCAGGCAGAUAUGGAAUCUCAGCGCGAGAUGGAGAUGGAGCGAGAAUUCGAGGCACGGAGGAUCCGAGAGGAAGAACAAGAACUACGAACGCAGCGGGCCGUCGAUGAAGCCAUGAAGAAGGCCGCCGUCGAGAACCAAGCUUAUCAGCAGAGCGCCGCUCCAGCUGUGUUACCACCCCCCCAGCAGUUUUACAAUAACCAAACACCGAUACCAAUGCAGGAAGCAGGCUACUUGGUAACUUCACCCGGACAGCCCUACACGAUGGCUAGGGAAGCUGGGCCCAGCAUUCAGCCGAAUCAGACCAUGCGGGCUCCGUCGCCACAGCUUCCUGCAUACUCGACAGAGUCUCCAUUACUGGAUGUGAGGCCUAAAAGCGCCCACGGUAUGAGUUCUGCAGGGGCCGCUGCAGGGUCGAAUAUUCGAUAUUGCACCCAAUGUGGCUCUGCUUGCCAACUCGGGGACAGAUUCUGCUGUCAAUGCGGUGCGAAGCAAGUUCACCAAGGGCAGAGGACGGAGUGAUUGGAUAAUAUUGCCUGGUUAUCGUUGCACAAUUUUGAAUGUAUCUUUCCUGUCAGCAAGGUCAUUUAAGUUGUGAGUUGGGGUGGAUUUCCUGUCAACGACGAAGUUGUCCCUCAUUCGAUUCAGGGAUCACUACUCUCCAGCGCUAGGUUAGGCAGCCGUGAGCGAUAGGCAGCAAAGAAAAUAUAUAUUUUAAUAAUGA